ACUCGGAGUGCAGGGCAUAUGGACGCACCUUGUCCUGCACCCCAUCUUCCUGACCUGUAACAACCCAACAUGAGCGUGCGCACUAACGACCAGAUUCUUCAUGAUAGAGUCAAUCUACCUCGCUUGGUAAAAAGGCUCGAGAAAUCCGUGUCCGAGGAUGAUUGGUCCGAUAGUUCGCAGCGAGACACCUGGAUCAAAGCCCAAGGCACUCUCCAGCGAAUCCGGCACGCCCGCUUGCUCCUAAAGAACGUCGAGGUUGAUGACCAUGGCACUUCACCAGCCUCAGAACAUCGUUAUCAACGCUUGCGUGCGACGCUCGAUCAAGUCGAAGCGUUUGUAACAGAGGUCGAGCAGAAAGCGGCUCCUCCACUUAAGAGACCAACACCAAUCCUGCCAUCAAUACGUGCCCCCAUGACAAAAGCAGCUGACUUCGAGACCAUACCUGUAGAAGCGACGCUCAUCCCAGCAGAAGAUACAACUCAAAGCGUGCCUAGUGCGGAUGACCUCAUACCAUCUUCGCAGGCGGAGUCUUUACCCUCCGAGCCCCUUGAAGAGCUCUCAGAGCAACUCGCACUAAUGGCGACGCAGCUUCGGCGCAAUGCUACCCACUUUUCUGAGUCCUUGGUUAAAGACAAGAGCGUUGUCGAAGCAAUGCAGGAGAAGCUCGAGGGCAACUUCGACUUCAUGAAGAAGGAACGGAUACGGUUAAGGGACUUCAGGGGAAAGAGUGGAAGUACAACAUGUUUGGUGAUCAUGAGUAUACUUGUCGUACUGGUCGCGUUUAUGCUCAUGGUUCUCGUUAUUCGAGUAACAUAACCAAUCUUACGGGUCGCGUCUUUCUUUCUUACGCAUCAUAGUUUUGUCAUAUGUAUAAUCACCAGUCAGUUGUUCUAACAAA
Messenger RNA from Suillus subaureus, 898 nucleotides. RefSeq lists its product as uncharacterized. Gene Ontology annotation, biological process: retrograde vesicle-mediated transport, Golgi to endoplasmic reticulum. Lineage: Eukaryota; Fungi; Basidiomycota; Agaricomycetes; Boletales; Suillaceae. The coding region runs from base 70 to 816 and encodes 248 amino acids. Gene Ontology annotation, molecular function: SNAP receptor activity. Gene Ontology annotation, cellular component: endoplasmic reticulum; SNARE complex. The record is from RefSeq and is a predicted model, not a curated record. The transcript has 5 exons.